CUAAAUCUGUUUAAAAUGGGUGUAAAGAAGAAGAAAGAAACGCAAGUUGCUGCCUUGACCAUUUGUCAUCAGGACCUUGAAACUUUGAAAUCUUUUGCUGAUGUGGAAGGAAAAAAUCUAGCUUCCCUGCUAUUACAUUGUGUACAACUCACAGAUGGAGUGUCACAAAUCUAUUAUAUUAAACAGAUUGUACCUUUACUAGAAAAGGAAGAUAAAAAUGGUACAUGUGAUCUGAUUAUUCGAAGUUGCUUGGAUAUUUUAUCAGGCAUUUAUCUUUCAUUGAGUCUAAAGAAUCCCUUGAAGAAAGUAUUGACAAGUUCACUAAAUGGCCUGCCUGAAUUUUUUCUGACUGAAGCUAUACACAGUUUUACUUACCGGCUUCAAGAAGAAUUGAAUACUACUGACAUAUACUCUUAUAGGAAAGUAAUUGACAAUAUAUCUUCUUGUAUGGAGAACUUUAACUUGGGUAGAGCAAGUGUUUGUAACCUGAUGGAAAAUGUGCUUCAUUUCCUACAGAAGAGUUUAAUUGAAAUCCUGGAAGAAAAUAGAAAAUGUACUGGAAAUCAUAUUGUUCAAACACAAUUGAUGAAUGACUUGUUGGUAGGCAUUAGAGUUUCAGUGAUGUUAGUACAGAAAGUACAAGGUUUCCAGGGAAAUCUUUGGAAGGCUUCCAGUUCUCCGAUAUGGCAAAGUAUGUGUGGCUUACUGAGUAUUUUCACCAAGUUUCUAAGCAAUGAUGACCUCUUACAGACAAUUCAGAGCACAUCUGGAUUAGCUGUUAUUCUCUUUAUUAAGACUAUGUUUGAUCCACCUGAAGAGAUCCCUGGUUUGAUUAGUAGUUUGCUUCUUCGUUCAGUGGACUGUGCCAGCAUCCCAGAGUGGUUUAUGAGCAGCUGCAGGAGCCUGUGUUGCACUGAGGUCUCUGGGUCAGCUCUCUUAUUCCUGUGUCAGGGGACACUUGCCAUGUUGGACUGGCAGAAUGGGAGCAUGGGCCCAUGUGGGGAAGCGCUGCUCUUGAAUACUGCACACGUUUUGUUUACCUUGAGCUCACGGAUCAAGGAAUCAACUCUGGAAAUGUUUCUGUCUAGAAUCUUGGCAUCUUGGACCAAUUCAGCCAUAUGUGUCCUUGAAUCAAGUUCUCCAAGCCUAAAGAACAGUCUGAAUGGGAAUUCAAGCAUAGUUGAGAGACUUUUGGAGUAUGUGUAUACCCAUUGGGAACAUCCAUUGGAUGCUCUGAGACACCAAACUAAAAUCAUAUUCAACAAUCUUCUUCAAAUGCACCAGCUCACUAUGGAAGGGGCAGAUUUGGUCACUGAUCAUUUCUUUUUGGGACUAACCGAGAGUCUUCUGCGAUUGGAGUGGCAUGUUAAAGGAAAGUACACAUGCCUUGGUUGUUUGGUAGAAUGUAUAGGAUUUGAGCGUAUUUUGGCAGUAGAUAAAACUAUUCCAUCUCAAAUUUUAGAAGUAAUGGGGGACCAGUCAUUGGUUCCUUAUGCAAGUGAUCUCUUGGAGACCAUGUUUAAAAAUCAUAAGAGUCAUUUGAAAUCCCAGGCUGUUGGCAGUACUUGGAUUGACCAAUUGCAUGAGACUUGGAUUUCUCCUCUACUUUUUAUUCUGUGUGAAGGAAGUGUAGAUCAAAAGUCUCAUGUGAUUGAUUAUUACUUGCCCAAAUUGUUAAAUUGCAGCCCUGAAAGCUUAAGCUAUAUGGUAAAGAUUCUUCAGACUUCUGCUGAUUCUAAAACUGGACAAGAGCAAUCUUUUCCAUCUUUAGGGUCUUGUAAUAGCAGAGGGGCUUUGGGAGCUUUGAUGGCGUGUCUGCGAACAGCUAGAGCUCAUGGGCAUCUCCAGUCUGCAGGUGAUACCUGGGUGAGCCUUGUGUCCAGUACAAGAAUAAAGCAGGGCUUAAUUCAUCAGUGCUGCCAGGUACGGAUAGAUACAUUAGGCUUGCUUUGUGAAAGUAAUCGAAGCACAGAAAUUGUUUCCACAGAAGAAAUGCAGCUGAUUCAGUUCUUUAUUACAUACAAUCUUAACAGCCAGUCUCCAGGAGCGCGGCAGCAGAUUUGUUCACUUCUUAAAAAGCUGUUUUGUAGGAUACAGGAAAGUUCUCAGGUACUUUAUAAAUUGGAGCAAAGUAUGUCCAAACAUGAACCAGAGAAUGAGUUACCCAGACAGGACCCUUCUGUUUCUUUACAGCAGUACAAGAAUUUCAUGUCAUCAGUUUGCAACAGUCUUUUUGAAGCAUUAUUUCCUGGAUCUUCCUAUCCAACUAGAUUUUCAGCCUUAAACAUUUUAGGCUCAAUAGCUGAAGUUUUUCCGGUCCCAGAAGGUAGAAUCCAAACAGUGUAUCAGCUGAGUCAUGAUAUUGAUGCUGGUCGUUUCCAAACAUUAAUGGAAUGUUUUGCGAGCACUUUUGAGGAUGUGAAAAUUUUAGCAUUUGAUCUUCUUAUGAAAUUAACAAAAACGAUUGUACAAUUUCAGGAUUCAGAGAAACUGCAAGGCUUAUUCCAGGCAGCUUUGGAGCUCAGUACCAGCACCAAACCACAUGACUGUGUAACGGCUUCCUACCUGCUGAACUUCUUAAUCUGGCAGGAUGCUCUGCCACCAUCCCUGUCUGCCUACUUACAGACUCAGCAAGUUACAUGUGGAGAUGGAGAUAAGUCUGCUUCUGUGGUAGAAAGGAACACAUUAAUGGUUAUCAAAUGCUUGUUGGAAAAUCUUGAGGAAGAAAUAUCUCAGGCUGAAAAUUCUCUGCUUCAGGCAGCAGCAUCAUUUCCAAUGUAUGGGCGAGUCCACUGUGUAACAGGAGCUUUGCAGAAGUUACCUUUAAAUAGCCUGCAGUUGGUGAGUGAGUGGAGGCCUGUGGUGGAGAAGCUCCUUUUGUUGUCCUACAGGCUGUCUGCUGUGGCAUCUCCAGUCAUUCAGAGCUCUUCCCCUGAGGGCCUCAUCCCCAUGGACACUGACUCAGAGUCAGCAAGCCGCUUACAGAUGAUUUUGAAUGAGAUUCAGCCUAGAGAUACUAAUGAUUACUUCAGUCAAGCCAAAAUACUGAAAGAACAUGAUAGCUUUGAUUUGGAGGACUUAAGUGCUAAUAUGCCAAAUACCAGUACUUCUACAGAAAUCAAAAGUAAAGAUGGAAAAACAUGUGAUGUAACUGCUCAGAUGGUGCUGGUGUGUUGUUGGAGAAGCAUGAAGGAAGUUGCUUUGCUUUUAGGCUCGUUGUGUCAGCUCCUCCCCAUGCGGUCUGUGCCAGGGUCGUCUGAUGGAUUACUGACAGUGGAGCAGGUAAAAGACAUAGGAGAUUACUUUAAACAGCACCUUUUACAAUCCAGGCACAGAGGAGCAUUUGAACUGGCUUACACUGGCUUUGUGAAACUCACUGAAAUACUAAACAGGUGCCCUAACUUGAGUCUGCAAAAGCUACCGGAACAGUGGUUAUGGAAUGUUUUAGAGGAAGUUAAAUACAGUGAUCCUUCAUCUAAACUCUGUGCUACAAGGCGCAGUGCUGGAAUUCCUUUCUACAUACAGGCAUUGUUGGCAUCUGAACCAAAGAAAGGCAAAAUGGAUUUAUUGAAAGUAACAAUGAAAGAGCUAAUCUCUUUGGCUGGUCCUAUGGAUGACUCACGGAGCACAGUCCCCCAGGUUCAUGCUUUAAAUAUCCUUAGAGCCUUGUUCAGAGAUACACGUCUGGGAGAAAAUAUUAUUCCUUAUGUGACUGAUGGAGCUAAGGCUGCAAUUCUGGGCUUUACAUCCCCAGUCUGGGCAGUGAGAAAUUCAUCCACGCUUCUCUUUAGUACCUUGAUCACAAGAAUUUUUGGAGUUAAAAGGGCAAAGGAUGAACUUUCCAAAAAAAAUAGACUAACGGGAAGAGAAUUUUUCUCUCGUUUCCCAGAACUCUACCCUUUUCUGCUUAAGCAGUUGGAAGCUGUAGCCAAUACUGUGGACAGUGAUACAGGGGAACUCAACCGUCAUCCAAACAUGUUUCUCCUGCUUUUGGUGUUGGGAAGACUGUACCCUUCUCCAAUGGAUGGCACUUCCUCUGCUCUCAGCAUGGCACCUUUUGUCCCCUUCAUUAUGAGAUGUGGUCGCUCACCUGUCUACCGGUCCCGUGAAAUGGCAGCUCGUGCCUUGGUCCCAUUUGUUAUGGUAGACCAAAUCCCAAAUACCAUCCGAACUCUAUUGGACAGACUCCCUGACUGCACUGACCAGUGUUUCCGGCAAAACCAUAUUCAUGGGAUGCUUCUCCAGGUUUUCUAUUUGUUACAAGCCUACUCAGACUCUAAACACAGAACGAAUUCAGACUUUCAGCAGGAGCUGACUGACAUCACUGUUUGUACCAAAGCCAAACUCUGGCUGGCCAAGAGGCAAAAUCCAUGUUUGGUGACCAGAGCUGUAUAUAUUGAUAUUCUCUUUCUGUUGACUUGCUGCCUUGACAAACCCACAAAGGGCAACCAGCCAGUCCUGGAGAGCCUUGGCUUCUGGAAUGAAGUUAGCGCAAUCAUCACAGGAUCAGAAUUGAUAAGAGGGUUCCCCUAUACCUUCACGGUGCCAGGCCUGCCCCAGUACCUCCAGAGCCUCACCAAACUUGCCAUAGCAGUUGUGUGGGCAGUGACGGCCAAGGCUGGAGAGCAGACAAGGAAUGUCCCCAUCUCCUUCUCUCAACUGUUAGAGUCUGCCUUCCCUGAAGUGCGCUCACUGACACUGGAAGCCCUGUUAGAAAAGUUCUCAGCAACAAGCUCUGGGUUAGCAGAGAAAGAACUACCACCCUUACUGCACAAUAUGGAAGAGAAGUUCUUGGUAUUGGCUAUGAAGGAAAAGCACCCAGAAUGCUUCUGCAAGCUACUGAAAAUUCUUUAUUGCAUGGACCCCAGUAAGUGGCUUCCCCAGACAGAAUACUGUGUCCAUCUAACCCCAGAGGAGUUCUUGAUAUGGACCAUGGAUAUUGCUUCCACUGAAAGGUCUGAAAUUCAAAGCAUAGCUCUGAGACUUGCCUCCAAAGUGAUUGCCCACCACAUGCAGACACGGCUGCAGGAUAUGCUUGCUCUCUGGAGAUGUGUCUUCACCCUACUGCAGAGUGAGGAGCAAGCUGUCAGAGAUGCAGCCACUGAGAUUGUGACAACUGCCCUUUCACAAGAAAAUACCUCCCAGUUAACAGAGUUUGCCUUCUGCCAGGUGGAUGCCUCAAUCGCUUUGGCUCUAGCCCUGGCCAUCCUGUGUGACUUGCUCCAGCAGUGGGACCAGCUGACCCCUGGACUCCUCAUCCUGCUCAGAUGGCUGUUGGGUGAGGGUGAAGACCUCAAAGUCUGUGUGGAGAGCACUCAUCAGGUGGAAGAAGACUACCUGUUUGAAAAAGCAGAUGUCAACUUUUGGGCUGAGACCCUAGUCUUCGUGAAAUACCUCUACAAGCACCUCUUCCAGCUCUUUUCCAAAUCCAGCAGGUGUCCCCUCAGCCCUGAGAGUCUCCAUCACCUUCAAAGGACAGUGUCAGAACAGUAUCACCUCCUCUCCCAGCUCUUCCAAGAGCUGCCACCAACUGCUGAGUUUUUGAAGACAGUGGAAUUCACACGACUGCGCAUUCAGGAGGAAAGGACUUUAGCUUGUCUGAGGCUGCUGGCCUUUCUGGAAGGAAUGGAAAGGGAAGAGGCCCUAGUUCUCAGUGCUUCUAAUUCUCCUCCAGAAGCAAGUCAAUUAACUCUGCCAGGAACAGAAACAGCAUGUUGA
Orycteropus afer afer is the source of this 5718-nucleotide messenger RNA. The record is from RefSeq and is a predicted model, not a curated record. Lineage: Eukaryota; Metazoa; Chordata; Mammalia; Tubulidentata; Orycteropodidae.